AUGGCGGACGUUCUCGCAGUGGCUGGCCUUGCCUACCCUAUUGCUAAAGACCUUCUCAAGCUUGCGAAGAAGUUAGCAAGGCUGCAUAGGCAAAUCCGCAAUGCGAAAAACGAUCUAACCAGUGUGAUCAAAAGAACAACAUCGGUGGCCCGAACGUACGACUUCUUCAGGGACACUAUGAAAGUUGCAAGGAAAAUUCAAGAGCUAGCGUCCAUGUUCAACCGGCAUCAACAGCUCAUGGAGAGUAUUGAUGAGGAAUCAAUACGAACCAUUCGAAGGCUGAAGCAUAUUACCAGCAGGUUCCGCUCUCUCAUAGAUGGUGAACCUAUCAGUACGGUUGAUAGAUGGAUUGCACAGUUUGAAUGGUCUAGAGUGAGCAGGAAAACUGUCCCCUCCCUUUUCCAGGAUAUGGAGGUACUAGAGAGGUCUAUGAGAACUAUCGGAACCCUGGUGCACAUUCAGUUGCUUUCCCAAAUACGGCAAAGGGAUGGAUCGGAUGUAAUUGUGGCACAACUUGGAUCUUUCCAGAAAAUGCUGGGUAUCGAAUUUGACAAGCUUCAGCAAGCGCAACGGGCCCAAAAGACGCUCAUGAUGCAGCAACAAACCUCACCGGGUCAACAUCUUGAGGCCAGGGAUUUUGCCCAAAAAAUAAUGCAGAUUUUGGAAAAGGAGAUUCCUCGACUGCAAAUUCAGCAGCCCGCUGAAGGCCGGUCCAUGUCUAAUUUGCGGUCACCACCAACCUCACCGAUAUCAAACAAGCCUUCACCCAUUACAACUCGCUCACCCCCUACCCCUAGUAGCUCUGGGAGCCAGACGUCUGUCUCCAAGUUGCAGCAGGACGAGAAUGUCUCAUCACCCGGGAAGCGGAUUCCGCGACAAAGAAGCACCCAGUCAGCCCCUUCACGAAUCCCUUCGAGAUCGUCGCCCCCUUCUCUGUUUUUAAGUGACGGAGGAUCCGACAGCCAUGAUGAUCUAGGCGCUAAGUCAGAAACGCCUUAUCAAAACGCAGGCCAAGAUCAGGGAGGUGCAUAUAUGCAGAUGCCACCUUUUGGACCACCAAAACUGGUUGCUCGCACCAACAUACAAUGCAUCGAGGUGGCUCUCAUCCACCUCGAAGACGGCGGAACAACAGCAAAAUAUCUGAAUAUGGCGACGGAGGUGAGGUAA
This is a messenger RNA of Aspergillus lentulus, 1167 nucleotides long. NCBI's taxonomy places the organism in Eukaryota, Fungi, Ascomycota, Eurotiomycetes, Eurotiales, Aspergillaceae. The record is from RefSeq and is a predicted model, not a curated record.